GGAAAACGGGCGCAGGAGGGCGGGGCCGCAACUGUUAAGGCAUGCUGCCGCAGACGUUUAAAGCCCUGAGUCAUGUGCACGUGCGAGGGCUGCACAAAUUCUUGCAGGUUUUUGCAUGUUUCUUAACACGGGUUUUCUUAUGUGAAGUAUACGCGUAUGCAAUAGUAUUACAGUUAGUAAUGUAACACGAUAGUACAUCACUAAAAGGCAUUGCCUACAUAAAUGUAGAUAAUAUUUGUAUUUUGUUAGAGCUUGUUUAUGAUAAAUAUUUACGGAACUAAUAUGCCCAGCAGUAAAGGGUAUUAAGGCAUUGAAGUAGGCAUGACAUAUUUGUGCAGCCCUGGUCCCGAUCAGCUGGCCUAAAAUUUCGGCGCCUAAAAAACAAUCACAGAGAAAGCAAAAAUUGUGUUUAAUAAAAUGCACAAAAGAUUUCGCAAAACAGCCGAUCAAACAAUUAUUGGCGAUUGCAGCAGCAGCAGCAGCGAGGAUGCUAGUGGAAAUCAUCAGAGGAUCAGAUCACUCGUGCGUAGGAAAUAUGUGCGACAGAAGCGUACAAAAACCGACGAGUUGGAUAUUUCGGAUACGAGCAGCGAGGAGGAGCCUAACAGUCAAGACCCAGGCCAGGAGAACCGAAAGUGGGCUGCGAAUCUCAAGAGAUACAGCAGCGAUCACAAGCCGCAGCCAUUGACGCCACAAAAUAAGUUCCAGCCCCUGUCGCUGUUCGUAAGUGUCAAAGCACCGUCUCCAACUUUAGCAACUAAUUCAUUUGAUAUGGCCAACUGUUCCACGAGCAUUGCUAGCGAUGCUCCAGCCACCUGUCGAGCAGCUUGGCACAGCUUCAGACAGACACUUGCCGCAUUGAAACGGGAUCGCCAGGGCCAGCUUCAGGCAUCGAACAGCAAGCAGGAAACUAUGAAUGAAACGCUGCUGGAAUGCACGCUAAACACAUCCAUAGAGGCUAAUCUGGAGACCAUGAUUGACACGCAGCAAACGCCGAACAGCUGCAGGAGAGUCGCCAAACAGAAGCAGCGCUGCAUCAAAGGUGGCCAUUUAUAUGAAUUCAAGCGACUGAUUCUGAGAGAGCGCAUGGAUCGCCGGAGUCUGGCGCACAACCAGCGGCUGGGCAUUAGCUCGGGCCAACGCGUGCGUGUGCUGAGCAUAAGCGAAUCCUUUGGCUGUCACAUGGCACGCGUACAGGACGAAGCCGAAGAUAAAGGCAUAUUUAACAUAAUACUCUCGCCCAGCAUGUCGCCGUGCGUGGGCGCCACGCUAGAGCUUUACUUCGAACUGAAGCCGGAGACGGCGCUGCAACUGGCAAAUAAGGAACUCGUUUACGUGCAGCCAAAUAAAUUAGUUUUAUUAUAGGUACACGCAAACUUAGGACUAAUUAGGGAAUACUUAGUAAAUGCAUUUGUAUAAAAUA
Molecule: messenger RNA, 1423 nt
Organism: Drosophila virilis
Lineage: Eukaryota; Metazoa; Arthropoda; Insecta; Diptera; Drosophilidae
Source: RefSeq, a predicted model, not a curated record